This is a messenger RNA of Zonotrichia leucophrys gambelii, 4475 nucleotides long. It is a transcript of the gene TOMM40, whose product is annotated as translocase of outer mitochondrial membrane 40. The transcript has 9 exons. Gene Ontology annotation, biological process: protein import into mitochondrial matrix. Bases 1 to 1020 code for a protein of 339 amino acids. Gene Ontology annotation, cellular component: mitochondrial outer membrane translocase complex; mitochondrial outer membrane. Gene Ontology annotation, molecular function: transmembrane protein transporter activity. The record is from RefSeq and is a predicted model, not a curated record. Lineage: Eukaryota; Metazoa; Chordata; Aves; Passeriformes; Passerellidae.
AUGGGCAACGUCUGGGCCGCCGGGUCCCCCCCUCCCCCCCCCGCCGCCCCUCCCCCCCUGCUGCCCGUGCCCCCCCCCGGCUUUGGGGCCCCGCCCCCCGUCAGCGGCCUGGGUGGGGGAGGGGCGCCCCUCCCCCCGCGCGCCCCCGAGGGGGCGGAGCCUCUGCCGAACCCCGGAGCCUUCGAGGAGUGCCACCGGCGCUGCAAGGAGCUGUUCCCGGUGCAGAUGGAGGGGGUGAAGCUGACGGUGAACAAAGGGCUCAGCAACCACUUCCAGGUGAACCACACGGUCGCCCUGAGCACCCUGGGAGAAUCCAAUUAUCACUUUGGGGCCACCUACGUGGGCACCAAACACCUGAGCCCCACCGAGGCGUUCCCGGUGCUGGUGGGGGACAUGGACAACAGCGGCAGCCUCAACGCCCAGGUCGUUCAUCAGCUCAGCUCCAAAAUCCGCUCCAAGGUCGCAUUCCAGACCCAGCAGUCCAAGUUUGUGAACUGGCAGGUGGAUGGGGAAUAUCGGGGCGGCGACUUCACGGCGGCGCUGACGCUGGGGAACCCCGACAUCCUCAUGGGCUCAGGGAUCCUGGUGUGCCAUUACCUGCAGUCGGUGACGCCGCAGGUGGCGCUGGGGGCGGAGCUCGUUUAUCACCGGCGCCCCGGCGAGGAGGGAGCCGUGCUCUCAUUGGCCGGCCGGUACUCAGCCCCAUCGUGGAUCGGGACGGUGACGCUGGGCCAGGCCGGGGCUCACCUGACCUACUACCAUCGAGCCAGCGAGCAGCUGCAGGUGGGGGUGGAGUUUGAGGCCAGCACGAGGCUGCAGGACUCGAGCGUCGCCUUCGGGUACCAGCUGGAGCUGCCCCGCGGGAACCUCCUGUUCCGAGGGUCCCUGGACAGCUCCUGGCAGGUGGGGGCGGUGCUGGAGAAGAAGCUGCCGCCCCUCCCCCUGACGCUGGCGCUGGGAGCCUUCAUCAACCACCGCAAGGAGAAAUUCCACUGCGGCUUCGGCCUCACCAUCGGCUGAGACCUUCAUCUUCAUCAUCCUCACCUUCAUCAUCCUCAUCUUCAUCAUUGUACUGAGCUUCAUCUUCAUCCUGGGCUUCGUUAUCCUCAUUAUUGUCACGGACAUCCCAACCAUCAUCAUCCUCAUCAGCCACCGGAAGGAGAAAUUCCACUGCGCCUUCGGCCUCACCAUCGGCUGAGACCUUCAUCAUCCUCAUCCUCAUCCUCACCUUCAUCAUCCUGACCAUCAUCAUCUUCAUCAUUGUACUGAGCUUCAUCUUCAUCCUGGGCUUCGUUAUCCUCGUUAUUGUCAUGGAUACCCCGACCAUCAUCAUCCUCAUCAAGCACGGGAAGGAGAAAUUCCACUGCGGCUUCGGCCUCACCAUCGGCUGAGACCUUCAUCAUCCUCAUCCUCAUCUUCAUCUUCAUCAUCCUCAUCAUCGUCCUGAUCUUCAUCUUCAUCCUGGGCUUCGUUAUUGUCAUGGAUACCCCGACCAUCAUCAUCCUCAUCAGCCACGGGAAGGAGAAAUUCCACUGCGCCUUCGGCCUCACCAUCGGCUGAGACCUUCAUCUUCAUCAUCCUCAUCUUCAUCUUCAUCAUCCUGACCAUCCUCAUCAUUGUCCUGAGCUUCAUCUUCAUCCUGGGCUUCGUUAUCUCGAUAAUCCUCGUUAUUGUUGGCCACCAUCAUCAUCCUCAUCAAGCACGGGAAGGAGAAAUUCCACUGCGCCUUCGGCCUCACCAUCGGCUGAGACCUUCAUCAUCCUCAUCCUCAUCUUCAUCUUCAUCAUCCUGACCAUCCUCAUCAUCCUCAUCAUUGUACUGAGCUUCGUUAUCUUCAUUAUGGCCGUCGUUACCCCGACCAUCAUCAUCCUCAUCAACCACCGGAAGGAGAAAUUCCACUGCGCCUUCGGCCUCACCAUCGGCUGAGACCUUCAUCUUCAUCAUCCUCACCUUCAUCAUCCUCGCCUUCAUCAUCUUCAUCAUUGUACUGAGCUUUGUCUUCAUCCUGCGCCUCGGUAUCCUCGUGAUUGUUGGCCACCAUCAUCAUCCUCAUCAAGCACAGGAAGGAGAAAUUCCACUGCGCCUUCGGCCUCACCAUCGGCUGAGACCUUCAUCAUCCUCACCUUCAUCUUCAUCAUCCUCGUUAUCCUCGUCUUCAUCCUGGGCUUCGUUAUCUCGAUAAUCCUCGUUAUUGUUGGCCACCAUCAUCAUCCUCAUCAGCCACGGGAAGGAGAAAUUCCACUGCGCCUUCGGCCUCACCAUCGGCUGAGACCUUCAUCUUCAUCAUCCUCACCUUCGUCUUCAUCAUCCUCACCAUCUUCAUCAUCACCUUCUUCCUCAUCCUCAUCCUGACCUUCAUCUUCAUCCUGAUCUUUGUUGUUGUCGUCCGCCAUCAUCAUCCUCAUCCGAGCCUUCAUCACCUUCGUCAUCUUCAUCGUCGUCCUGAGUUUCGUCUUCAUCAUCUUCAUUAUUCUGGCCUUCAUCGUCCUCAUCAUCCUCCUGAGCUUCAUCAUCAUCAUCAUCAUCCUGGCCUUCAUCAUCAUCAUCAUCAUCAUCAUCAUCAUCAUCAUCAUCAUCAUCAUCCUGUCCUUCAUCACCUUCAUCUUCAUUGGCCCCGGGAAGGGAAUUCAUCGUCAUCAUCCUCACCUUCAUCAUCCUCACCUUCAUCAUCCUCACCUUCAUCUUCCUCGCCUGGGGAUGGGAGAGCUUCGUCGUCUUCAUCGUCUUCAUCAUCAUCAUCCUCUUCCUGAGCCUUCGGCCUCGUCGGGUUGGGUUUCCUCCUCCUCCUCCUCCUCCUCGGGGGGGUGAGGGACCCUCAUCAUCCUCGCUGUGAAAUGAGGGGCCUUCAUCCUCCUCCUCCUCCUCCUCCUCCUCCUCCUCCUCCUGAGCCUUCGACCUCAUCGGGUUCGGUUUUAUUCCCUCCUCUUCCUCCUCAUGGCCUUCGGCCUCAUCAAGUUUGGGUUUCUCCUCUUCUUCCUCCUGAGCCUUCGGCCUCAUCAGAUUCGAUUUUUUUUCCCCUCCUCCUCCUCCUGAGCCUUCGGCCUCAUCGGGUUCGGUUGUAUUCCCUCCUCUUCCUCUUCCUCCUGAGCCUUCGGCCUCAUUGGGUUCACGAUUCCUCCUCCUCCUCCUCCUCCUCUUCCUCCUCAUGGCCUUCGGCCUCAUCAAGUUUGGAUUUCUCCUCCUCCUCCUCUUCCUGAGCCUUCGGCCUCAUCAGAUUCGAUUUUUUUCCCCUCCUCCUCCUCCUGAGCCUUCGGCCUCAUCGGGUUCAGGAUUUCUCCUCCUCCUCCUCCUCCUCCUCCUCCUCAUGGCCUUCGGCCUCAUCGGCUUUGAUUUCCUCCUCCUCCUCCUCCUGAGCCUUCGGCCUCAUCAGAUUCGAUUUUUUUUCCCCUCCUCCUCCUCCUCCUCAUGGCCUUCGGCCUCAUCAAGUUUGGAUUCCUCCUCCUCCUCCUCCUGAGCCUUCGGCCUCAUCGGGUUCACGAUUCCUCCUCCUCCUCCUCCUCCUCGGCUUUGAUUCCCUCCUCUUCCUCCUCCCGAGCCUUCGGCCUCGCCGCUUUCGGGUUUCCCUCCCUCCUCUUCCUCUUCCUCUUCCUCCCCCACCCCCCAAAAUCGGCGCUGUCGGAGGGACCCCCCCAAAAAAACCCCAAAAAUUCCCAAAAAAUCCCAAAAUUUGGGAAAAUUUGGGGAGUCCAACCCAAAAAAAUCCCAAAAUUUGGGGAUUUUGGCCCAAAAAUGAACCAAAAAAACCCCAAAAUUUGGGAAAAUUUCCAGCCCCAAAAAAAUCCCAGAAUUUGGGGGAAAAAAAUCCAAAAUUUUGAGGAUUCAGCUCCCAAAAAAAUCCCAAAAUUUGGGGAUUUUGGCCCAAAAAUGAACAAAAAAACCCCCAAAAUUUGGGAAAAUUUGGAGCUUUUACCCCCCCAAAAAAAGGGAAAAUUUGGGGUUUCCUCCUCAAAAAACCCCAAAAUUUGGGAAAAUUUCCAAAUCCAAAAAAAUCCCAGAAUUUGGGGGAAAAAAUCCCAAAAUUUUGGGAUUCAGCUCCCAAAAAAAUCUCAAAUUUUGGGGUUUUGCUCCCAAAAAAAUUCCAAAUUUUGGGGUUUUGCCCCUAAAAAAAUCCUAAAAAUUGUGAAAAUUUCAGUUUCUCCUAUAAAAUCCCCAAAUUUGAGGAUUUUGCCCUAAAAAAAAGGGAAAAUUUGGGAAAAUGUGGAGAUUUUUAUCUCCAAAAAUUGGGGGAAAUUUGGGGUUCCUGCACUAAAAAAUCCCAAAAAUUGGGGAAAAUUUGGGGAUUUUGCCUCAAAAAAAUCCCAAAAAUGGGGAAAAUUUGGGGGUCCCUCCUGAAAAAAUCCCAAAUUUUGAGGAUUUUUGCCCGAAAAAAUCCCCAAAUUUGGGAAAAUUGGUGGAAAGUUGUGGAAAUUUGGGGGUUUUGCCCCAAAAAGCCCCAAAAUUGGGGAAAUUCCCCCAAUAAAGGAAAUGCUCUGGAA